CAACCGUCUUCCUGAGUCUGCUUGCCACCUAACUCCAAGCUGAUUUUCGGCUGCGACAGACGAUCCCAAAUACAAAGUUGAUAUACCUACUGGCAAAAACUCCAGCCUUCAGGUUUACCCACCCCCAGUGAUCCAUUGGGCACAAGGAUUUCAAGAAAACACUCCACUGAUGUGUGAGAACAGCACCGAGAUUUGUCCUGAGGAAUACACAGACAUGGAAUACAAGAGAGCAGAAUCCGUGAAGGAAGUAAGAGCCGCGCGAGCCAAAGAGAGGCGUCUGGCCGCACUGCGUCGCCUGAGUGGCAAGAAAACACAGGCACGAAAAGUAGUGACAGAGGGACGGAACACUGAGUCCUUGAAGGGGCCGGAACAAAAUCAAUCCUUCAAAUACAGCGCACCUCAGACAUGUGACUCUGAGAACGAGGAUGAAGGACACAUUGAAAUUUCUAAGAUUGACUGGGUAACGGAGUGGCUGGACAAACAUUGCUUCUUUGAUGAGCAGGCCUGGGGCGCCGUCAUGGCCGGUGUUGAGGCCACGCCAGAGGAGAUGGAAAACGAACUCCAGGACAAACCCAACCCUCCUGUCGGUAACUUUAAAUUGGAUAGUAGCGAAUACACUUCACUAGACAACACCUGCCCCAAGAAAUUUCUCGCCGCCCUCACGCGCCUUAAUCACUUGCAAAAGUCACACGAUGAUAUCCUGGCACAGCUGACCUUCCCCAACAAAAUGGUGGUGCAACAUGUGACAUACAUCGUCAAGGCCUUCCUGAGACGCAUGUACUUUAGAAUGAAGGGCAAGAGCCACAAGAAACAGGAGGCCGUCAUGCGCAAGAUGCACUACGCCAUGCAGGGCAUCGUGCAUCGCUACUUCAAGCGGGGCAUGGAUAAGAAAGUCUAUUUACACAAAGCAGCGGAGAAGGACGAGUUUGAAAACUGGAGUGAUGAUGAGGAUGACGAGGAAGGUCGAGGCGAUGACGACCAGAUGGAAGAAGGAAACGUUAAUGAAACAAAAGACGAACAAUGUGACGAAGUUCAGGAAAACGAAGAGAACCGGUCAAAUAAUGAAGACGAAAUCCAAAAAUGUAAGGCAGCAAUUGAAGAGAUAAAGAUGGCGAAGAAGUUUGUGAGUAGCGCUGUCACGCUUCACGCACAGGCCCCAGAGACUCUGCUCAACACCAUGGAAGCGAUUUACAACGGAAAGGUGACGGUGGAGCACGUGCUCAAACACCCCCAAACUCUCACCCACCAGAAUGACCGCGUGGAAGGGAGCGUGCCUGGGAUGGAGGGCCAAGACGGUAACUCAAGCAACGAAGAAGACGACGAGGACGAGUAUUACAUCCCUGACGACAAGUCACACGCCAGCCUUGAGUUCUCCGACGACGAGAGAAUGCACUGCCACCUCUCAGACGUGGAGGAUGAUGAGUGUGAAACGGAUGACGCUUCUUGGGAUGAGGAGGACGACAGUGACGCUGAGAGUGAGGCCCGCUUGAGUCCCACUGAGUAUCCCUCAGAUGGCGAGGAGUCCAGUUCGGUUGAAGACGGCGAGUGCGGUGGUGCCAGUGAUGAUAAUAUAACAAAGAAAAGCCAGACAUCACCAGAGAAGGAGGUGGACUUCAAGCUGCUUAACAGACUUGCCGGCGAAUUCAGUGAUGGUAGCGAAGAGGAGGGGCACGAGAAGGCGGCGUGGAGGCGGAGUCAGGAUGUGAGCCGCACUCUGUGGAUGCAGGAAAUGGUCUCUGACUGCCCACUCAAAGACAAGACUUACAGUCAAGAAUUCCACUGCUGCCGAGCUCCUUUGUUCCCCAAGGUCAAUCUUUCAACACAUUCCAUUCAAGAGAAGGAAAAAAUUCUUGAACAGUUUAUGGAAAAGAAUGUCAGCAGAAACAUUCGCCGCUACGUCAUGAAAACAGUUUGCCGAAGGAAUUUCGCGAUAUUCAAAAAGGUGUGGCGGCGUGCCAAGGGCCUCAAGCGGUUCCCAGGCCUGCGCCUGGGCACACAGGGCACUGCAGUGUGGCAGUCUUUCAAGCGGCAGAAGGCCUACCUUAACGACUUCCUCAUGACAGAGAAAGAGGCCCUUCUUUACAGUUUGUCGCGGAAGCACAAAGUGUCGUGUGAAGAAAUCUUCCAAGCACAGGCGACGGUAGAAAUGCUCCGUAAGAAACGGCGACUCGCAGUCAAGAUUGUCAAGUUCCUGGACCAGCUCCCCAUCCGCCGCCUCGAGUACCUGAAUGUGCACGUCCUCGCAAAGGCACAGCGGGAAAAUGGAGGGGAGCCGCAAAUUCACUCAGACAUGACCUCCGUGUUGCUUUUUUUACAGACUGUGGCUACAAUGCAAGGACAGGAGUCGCCCUUUCCCUGUAACGGCCCUGUCUGCGAGAAGCUUCAAGGCUACGUGGAGAGCCUCGUUCACGAUAUCGACGACGAAUAUAAGUUCUUUUGUAAGGAAAAGGGAAAUCAGGCUCGCCGCGAGGAGGUCAAAGUAAAAUUGAAUAACAUGAGCAGAAACAAGUUGGAAAAGUACUUGUCUGUCGCGAAAGAAACUUAUCAGAGCUUGACGCGCAAGUUUCUGCAGCAGAAGCAUAAAUACCUUAAGAGACGCUUAUCGGAGCACGAGCUUAACAGUCUGUUCCCCUUGUGCCCCAAAGAUGACAUAGGUCUGAUGCACCUCCCUAAACACCAGAGGCUGCUACUGCUCACCCAACAUAACAACAAACAACUCAAGCUCCGGCGUGAUUACAUUAACAUGGUCAAGGAAAAGGCACGCCACACCAAGACAGUUCUGGCCAAAAUGAACAGGUUCUUGUCGCGGAGUUCGGCUCAAGACAUAAUUUUGAAAGUUUAUGACAUUCAGACGCAGGAGAGUGAGUGGGCACAGAGGAGCAUGGUGCUGGAAGAUGAGGCAAUAAGCUACCUGGAGGUGUCGCCGCAGGAGUACAAGGAGUCCACCAAGGACUCCCUCACAGGCCUCACCUGGGACAUCUGGAGUGACGAUGAGCAGGACAGUGAUUCGGACUGGAUGGAUGAAGGCUCAGAGGAAGGUGAAGGGGAGAUGAGGAAGGAAGAGGAGAUGGAACGAAAGGCUGACUAUACUGAAAACGAACCGUUGACUAUACAGAAAAUAUUCCGUGAGCUGCAUGUACAGUAUUAUCCUACAGGAAAUUACAUACUUAAAAAUCAGCAGGAUGUCCAGGAAUCCUAUCCAACUUCCUUCCCCUUCGAACAAAAACCCUGGGAGACUCCAGUCCACCACGCGAUCCUGGAUAGAUUCGUAACGUAUCUUAGCAACAACAAAUCCCAGACUGGCAGGCCGUUGAAGAUCGACUUUCGGAAAGAAAUACGUCGACUCUGGCACUACAAACCUAAAGGUUUCAUCAAGACCAUUCGAUGCUACGAGAACCUCAGCAAAACUUACAACAAGGAGCACAAGAAGACGUUACGAGCAUGGACGGUCACGAAGGCUGACGAAGACCACGAGCACCUAAAGCACCAUGAAUUCAAAGUGUCCUCGGAGUGCGAAGGCGAGACUCAAGCAACACCUACGAAAGAAAAAGAGAAAAUCAUUUCAAUGAAAAGGAAAUUCCAGGUAAAUGAAGACAUUACUCAUCAAUUUCUAAAUGCAGAGUCAAAGAAAAUUAAACUGGAUCACGAUGAACAUGAAACAAAGGAAAUGGAUACUGGAAAAAAAAUCAAAAGGAAAAUCGAGGAGAAUGAACAAAUUACGCAAAUUAAUAAAAAAAUCAAGAAUGGCGGAUAUGACAAAACUAUUAAUACGAUGUGCACCUCAGCAGAAGACGAAGAACAAAAAAAGUCAGUGAAAAGGCGAUUUCAAGAAGAAUGGGAUGUAAUGGAACACCCAAAAGACAACCUCAAAGAAGUUCAAAAUAAGAAAAAGAGGGUUUGGCGAGAAGAGAGUCACGAAUUUUGAAGUGGAAAACUUUGAAAGCAGUGAGGAUGUAGAAGGCUGAAGAGAAUAAGCAUGUGUAAACUAUAAAGACAAAAGUAAAAAAAAGAUAAAAGUAAAAAAUUUUAUUAAAAAUAAUUAUUAAGAAAUAACAAAAACAAAUAAGGAUAAGAGAAGAAAGAAUGACAAUAAACAAGAGAAAAUAUAUGAUUUGAUGGAAAAUAGAGAUACUAGAAAAAAAAAUAAUAAGACUAACGCUUUGUUGAUUGGAAAGAAAUUAAAUUUUGAAAAAAAUAGGCCUUGAAAAGAAAUUAAGAAUUUUACAAGAAAUAAAAAAAAAAAAAACGACUUGAUGGAGAAGGAGGAACAAAAGAAAAAGAACUUCAGUAGUGGAAAAUUAAUGAUUGCACAAAGCUAGAAUUUUGAAAUUCCCGAUCUUACCUCAUCGCCCCCCCAAAAAAAGGAGAAAAUUAAUGAGAACAGCAACAACAAAAUAAGGCAUCCUGGAAAUAGCGACCAAAAUCACGAGAAUAAUAAGAAAAAAUAGUUUUGGCUAAUUUUAAUAAGAUUUAAGAAAACAGACUAAAAAAAAAAAAGGAUCGACAGUCAAAAAUACUGAAAGCACUAAAACUUAUGCCAAAACACUACAACGAAAACAGAAGUCAAGCAUUAGUUACUUAAAAAGUUACUUAAAACAUUAAUAGAAGCCUUCAAGCACUAAAAAUGCAGUCAAAACAACAAAAAAAAAGUAAAAAAAUAGGCAAAACAAUAAAAAGACAAAAAAAAAAACAAGAGUAAAAACUUAGAAAAAAAAACAAUUAAAACAUUAAAAAGUGGUGAAAAUACUGAAAAAAAUGUCAAAACACUAAAAAGAAGACAAAAAUAUUACAAAAAGUGUCAAAACAACAAAAAAAAAGAAAUCAACUCUAAAACAAGAAAUCUAAACACUAGAAAAGUAGUUAAAACACAAAAAAAAAACACAAAAAGAAAAUAAAAAAACUAAAAACACUACAAAGGAGUCACAAGAGAAAAUGUUGUCAAAACACUAAAAAAAAAAAAAUGGAGUAAAACACUAAAAAAAGAAAAAAAAAGAAAAUAAAGAAAAAUUAGUAAAAAAUGAAUGAAAAUACUAAAAACUCAAAUAAGUCAAAACAUUACAGUGAGCCAAAAUUGAAAAAAAAAAUGAAGUGAAAAUAAAAAAAAGAAAAAAAUAUUAACAUAUUAAAAAAAAUUGCAUAUUAAGAGAAAAGUGUUAAAAUAAUAAAACAAAAAACAAAAAUAAACAAAAUGAAAAAAAGAAGUUUAAAAACUAAGAAAUAAAAAAAAAACAGUUAAAACACUAACUACUAAAGCUCAACACACUAAAGUAGGAGCCAAAACAAUAAAGAAACCAAAACAAUAAAAAAAAAUAUCAAAAGUCUAAAAUUAGAAUCAAAACACUAAUAAAGGAGUCGCAACACUAAAAAUUAAACUAGAAUAGAAAAAAAAACAUGAAGUCAAAACAUAAAAAAAAAAAAAAAUUGAAGCAAAAUAAUAAAAAAAGAAAAUGAGUCAAAACAUUAAAAAAAUGAAAUAGAGGUCAAAACAAUAAAAAGACAAUAACUAAAAAUAUUAAGAAAAAUAAUGAAGAUAUUUAAAAAAGGAUAAAAGGCAAAACACAAAAAAGAAAAAAAAGAAAUAAAUGGAGUCAAAAACACUACAAAAACAUCAAAACACUAAAAGGAAAAAAAAAGUAAAAAUAAACUACAAAAAUUCAAAACACUGUAAAAGUAGUGAAAACACACACACACACACACAAAAAUAAAUAAAUAAAUAAAUAAAAUAAAUAAAUAAAUAAAAAAUAAAUAAAAAAAUAAAAGUCAAAACAAAGAGGCAGGAGUAAACAAACAAAAAGUUGAAACACUAAAAAAAAGUAAAAAAAAAAGAAAAAUGGAGUGAAAACAUUAAAAAAAUCAAAAUACUAAAAAAAAUAUGAAAUAUACCCAGAACACGAAAUGGAGC
Molecule: messenger RNA, 5902 nt
Organism: Scylla paramamosain (green mud crab)
Lineage: Eukaryota; Metazoa; Arthropoda; Malacostraca; Decapoda; Portunidae
Exons: 2
Coding region: 170-3925 (1251 amino acids)
Source: RefSeq, a predicted model, not a curated record